Molecule: messenger RNA, 675 nt
Organism: Leishmania major strain Friedlin
Lineage: Eukaryota; Euglenozoa; Kinetoplastea; Trypanosomatida; Trypanosomatidae
Product: putative CAAX prenyl protease 2
Exons: 1
Coding region: 1-675 (224 amino acids)
Biological process (GO): CAAX-box protein processing
Cellular component (GO): endoplasmic reticulum membrane
Molecular function (GO): metalloendopeptidase activity
Source: RefSeq, a predicted model, not a curated record
AUGUGCUGCCUUGUCAGUGGUGCCUACCUUGCAUUCGGUGCGGCGCCGCCUCGUACCGCGCAUCGGCAGAGCAGUUUGCUGCGUCCGAUUAUCCGUUCUUCGGUGUCGACACUGCUGCUGUUUGCGGGGCCCAUCGCGGAUGCGUGUCACCAGGGGACCUUCGACACCCCCGAGAGCACGUUGCGGUUGUGGCGAAACUAUGUGAUCUGCCCGAUUGGGGAAGAGCUGUUCUACCGCGGCGUUCUCUUCUCGCUUCUGCACCGCCGCUCCUCUCCAGCGCGUAUUUUCGUUUCGGCCUUCCUCUUUUCGCUUUCCCACAUGCACCACCUUGUUUCCAUGGCUUGUGACGCGUACAGAAACGGCGAGGACAAAGGCGUGGCUGGUAGCGACCGCGACGAGAAAGAGCGUGCCUGCUGGCGCUCAGCGGGGCACGCCAUGUGCGGCAUCGUUGUCUUUACUGCGCUAUUCGGCCUUCUCAGCGGGUACUAUUAUGAGCAUGUGUGUGAGCGUAGCAUUAUCGCCAUCGCUGCAGCCCACGCCCUGUGCAAUGCCAUUGGUCCUCCCGAGUUUAUGGUUCUGCGGAGCCGUCACUGCACUGUGCGUGAGAAGGUGGCAAGCGCAGCGAUCUAUGUCGCUGGUAUCGUAGGAUGGGCGUGGACACUGUGGCGCUACUGA